AUGUCUGACAGUCUUAAUCUGCAUGAUAUUAUGGUCAAUUGCUAUCCGGCAGGACUGUUAUACGAAUACGGUGGCUUUGCAUUUGCUCAACUACCGCCUGUGGCUCGAGAAUUUUUACAGUUGUAUGGACUUUUUGUCACGCGACAACCUGCUGAAGAACUCACCACAGACGGCUUCAAAGCUCUCAACGAUCAACUCGUAACUGUACGCCGGGCAGAGCUUAAUCGUCUUCAUACCGCCACGCAAGAGGUUCACCGCAAUAUUGGUAUUCAACUGCUGGCUCUAUCCUCCGGUGAUGACUCGGCUCGUAAUAUUUUACGCGAUACAUUAAUCCCAUAUUGGCGCAGUCUCUUAGAUGAGUAUGUCUUACGAAACGAUGCCCUGCUCUGGUAUGAACUGGAAAUGCGGGGAAAUGGGCUUUUUCAUUUACAACCUGGUCAAUAUCUUUUCGACCGCGUACAAGAUAUAGACCGAAUGAGGGAGCUUGUCAUGCGUUGGUUGCAAGAAGAGAGACCGCAGUCAGAAGAACCUUCAAAUUCGAGAACUUUGGAUGAAAUCUCCACUGAAGAGCAUGAUGUAGUUGAAGGCACGAAUUCAUUGGUCCAUGAUGAAUCGAUCUUUUCUAGCGACGAGGAGCCGCAAUUCUCAAGCAUCGAAUCGAUGCAGAAUUUUAUACCGAGCCCCAAGCCUAACCAUCAGCGGCGAAGUCGUGCCCGAAAACGUGCCAGGAAAUCUACGGUGUAUACUUCGUAUUAA
This is a messenger RNA of Psilocybe cubensis, 756 nucleotides long. RefSeq lists its product as uncharacterized. NCBI's taxonomy places the organism in Eukaryota, Fungi, Basidiomycota, Agaricomycetes, Agaricales, Agrocybaceae. The transcript has a single exon. The coding region runs from base 1 to 756 and encodes 251 amino acids. The record is from RefSeq and is a predicted model, not a curated record.